AUGUCAUGCAGCUCAUUUUGUAAAAUCAUAGGGCUGAGUUUGAGAUGUCAUAGUGAUGGGUUUAUGAUGUCAUAUACAUGCUGUUUCAGUGACAGUGAAAUAGGUCGUAUGCCUAUGGGGUUUGCCCGCACGUCCACUACUUUCUGCCCGAGCGAGGUCGUGACUUUUCCCGCCCCGAACUGUAAAAAUGAGUCUUUGUUUAACUGUACACUUGUGUUGUCUGUAUGUCUAUGCUGUGUAUGUUUGUGUUGUUUUUUGUGUGAAUCGUUUUUGUGUGUGAAUGUUUGUGCUGAGAACAAAGAUGGCCUAAUGAAGUUAUGUCGAGAGAGUUCCGAACCUUCGUUGUAUGCCUGCAUUCAGCGCCAGGAAGCAGGCAACCAGUGCUGCAGCAAAGCAACAGCAUCGUGUGGCGUUGUGUGCCGAGGAAUCUACAUCACCGGCGGAGGAAGCACCCGAGCCACCCGCACUAUACUGGCCCAGCACUGUAACUCCGGCAACAAACCCGUGGAGCAGUGUGUGCACAAACAGUGGCACCCGCAGAGUGGCAACUCGGAGAACUACCUGCCCUGCUGUGAUAAAGCCCAGACAUCUCAUUGUCGGUCUACCUGUCGUACUGUCUUACAGACUGUCAUGUCCGAAGAUGACAUCGUGGAUGAACUGAUCCAGGCUUGCUCCCAGCCCCAGCCCACGGACCCACUGUGGCAGUGCUUUCUCAACAACCCGAACACCAAGAAGAAUGACACCACACCCAUGGCACGUAUUGACAAUGCCAAACUACAGUGCUGCGGCAAGGCAUCUUCUCACAGGUGUAGAGACCUUUGUACACAGACAUACAAGAGCGGCUGGUCCUACCACACAGAGUUUGACAGUAGUUGCUCCUACAUGCAGCCUGUUUCAACAGUAGAAUCAAACUUACACAAUUGUCUGGCUGAUGUGGACCAGCCAUGUAAGCUUGGAUGCAGGGGUCUGUCAUUUUGUAGCAACUUCAACCACCGGCCCACCGAACUGUUUCGCAGCUGUACAACCGAAGCUGAUGAUUCUGCCUACAAAGUGUACAACUCCUGGAAAAAUGGGGUUAUUCAUUUGCCUCAGAUGACGAUCCCUGUUAAAGAUAUCAGCCAGUGUAAACCAGCCAUGUGGAAGGCUAUGGCGUGUGCCCUAGAGAUCAAACCCUGCAGCUCCCAGCAGAGCCUUUUCACACUGUGCAAAGAAGACUGUCUGUUCAUCUUAACUAAAUGUGUGGAUGCCACAAAGCUGUCAGGGGACAAAACUGUGCCAGCUCUUUGUAAUGCUCUCCCCUCAAAACACAUACCAGGUGCUUGCAUUUCUAUGGAUGCAUAUUUGUAUGAGAGCCCCCAUGCCAGUCACACGCUGGAGGUGAACCAUCCAUGUAACCCCAACCCCUGCUCAGUGGAUGAAGUAUGUCUUGUGAGGCGGCGCAAGUGUAAGCAUUCAGAUGAUUGUCUGCCGUAUGUGUGCCACAGAGCUUGUCCCCUGGGCCAGGUUUCCAAGGUUCUGGUACCAAAAGGAAGUAGUGUUAGACUAGCCAAUCUGAAUGAAGCACUAAGCGAGGAGGAUUGUCAUGUGACCUGUCACUGCAGCAGCCGUGGCCAUAUUGAGAAUUGUAAACCUUUGAUCUGUUUACGACGUGAUAUGUGUGUCCUAGGACAUGAUAAUACCAGAGAGCACGGUGAACAGUUCACGGUGGAUGGAAGUCAAUGUAUCUGCUACGCUGGGAAAGUGUUGUGUUCCAGACGAUCUUGUCAACCGGAUAGUCACUCACCUUUGUACACAGGAAUGCCUGGCAACUGUCCAACAGAGUAUGCGCCAGUUUGUGGAUCUAACGGAAGGACUUAUCCUAACUCCUGCAUGGCAAAAUGUGCAGGUGUCACGAACAUUAUUGCCAACAAAGCAUGCAGUGAUGAAGAUGUCUGCACUCACAAACCAUGUCCUACAGGACUCAAGUGUGUGCCUCGCCAUCAGACCUGCUUGAAUGAGAUGCCUGGAGAUUACUGCCCACAAUUUGAGUGUGUUGAUGAGAUAGAGGGAUGUAACUCCCAUGUUCAUGAUCCAGCCUGCAGCAGUACCAAGGAGGAGUUCACCAACAUCUGCAUGCUCUUCACUCACAGAAGGACUCUGGGAUACAGGGGACAUUGCCAGAGUUCCUGCUCAGAUGUGGGAGUUGUCUGUGGUCACGAUGGAGAGACUUACAGUAGUGAGUGUGCUGCCAAGGCUGCCAGGGUAACUGUGGACUACUUCAGCAGGUGUAGAGCAUUUGGCAAUCUCACAGCUGGUAAAACGACCAAGACAUUAUCCUGCAGUCGAGUGAAGUGCCCACCUGUGUAUCCUAGUGACUGUGUUGGGAUUGUACCCCCAGGAGCAUGCUGUCCUAUCUGUGCCACUCAGCUGAAGUUGUUGUGGGACCCUCGCUUGAUGUCUGCAGCCGCAGCCCACACACCCUCAAAGGUCAUCUCCACAAUGGAUGUUCUGAACAGUCUGUCAGACCAUGUGUCACUGGUGGAAUGUGACAUCUUUGGCUAUGUCAGUGUCAAUGGAGAACUCAUUGUCAUAAUUGCUCCGGUUGUGACAAAUCCUUCGGGGCUGCAGGUUGAAGCAUGUCAGAGUGAGGCAGGAAGAAUCCACAGUCUUCUCAAAAUAGGCAGCCCAAAUAUAGUAUCUUACUUAACCCUGUCACCCCUGUUACUUUCUACAUUAGAACGUUCCACUGUGACUUUACAUACGUUGAACUCCAUGUAUAUUUCUGACCCAUACAGCCCAUCAGAUUCAGGGGAUAGCAGCUUAUCCAUACAUGCCAGUGACUUUCCGUCCAGAUCUGUUUUUGUGAUGUUUGUGAUAGUUGUUUGCUUUUUAUCAAGAGAGUGGUUGUAG
Candidula unifasciata is the source of this 2889-nucleotide messenger RNA. The record is from the annotation of a GenBank genome assembly. NCBI's taxonomy places the organism in Eukaryota, Metazoa, Mollusca, Gastropoda, Stylommatophora, Geomitridae.